Messenger RNA from Vombatus ursinus (common wombat), 6742 nucleotides. RefSeq names its product integrin subunit alpha 8 (gene ITGA8). The record is from RefSeq and is a predicted model, not a curated record. Lineage: Eukaryota; Metazoa; Chordata; Mammalia; Diprotodontia; Vombatidae. Bases 1 to 3192 code for a protein of 1063 amino acids. Gene Ontology annotation, biological process: integrin-mediated signaling pathway; cell-matrix adhesion; cell-cell adhesion. Gene Ontology annotation, molecular function: integrin binding. Gene Ontology annotation, cellular component: integrin complex; external side of plasma membrane. The transcript has 30 exons.
AUGGCUCGGGGCCGCCCCCGCUGCCCGGCGGCGGGGAGCCGGGAGCAGCUGCCGGCUCCCCUCUGGGGCUUCUGGGCAGCCCUGGGGAUGCUCUGCUCGCCCGCCUCCCAGGCGUUCAACCUGGACGUGGACAAGCUCACCGUGUACAGCGGUCCCGAGGGGAGCUACUUCGGCUACGCCGUGGACUUCCACAUACCUGACCCGCGAACAGUGAGUAUCUUGGUGGGAGCUCCCAAAGCCAACACUAGCCAGCCGGAUAUAGUGGAAGGUGGCGCUGUCUAUUACUGCCCCUGGCCGGCCACUGGAGAUGUGCAAUGCAGGCAGAUUCCGUUUGACCCUACUAACAACAGAAAAAUUAGAGUCAAUGGAACCAAGGAACCUAUUGAGUUUAAAUCGAAUCAAUGGUUUGGAGCAACAGUAAAAGCACAUAAAGGGAAAGUGGUGGCCUGUGCUCCAUUGUAUCACUGGAGAACCCUCAAAGCUACCCGGGAAAAGGAUCCUGUUGGCACUUGCUACGUUGCAAUUCAGAACUUCAGUGCAUAUGCAGAAUACUCUCCUUGUCGGAACAGCAAUGCUGACCCCGAAGGCCAGGGUUACUGUCAAGCAGGCUUUAGUCUGGAUUUUUAUAAGAAUGGAGAUCUUAUAGUGGGAGGACCUGGCAGUUUUUACUGGCAAGGCCAGGUGAUUACAGCCAGCAUUGCCGACAUCAUUGCCAAUUACUCAUUCAAGGAUAUUCUAAGGAAACUAACUCGAGAAAAACAAACUGAAGUUGCUCCAGCGUCCUAUGAUGACAGCUACCUUGGAUAUUCAGUUGCUGCUGGGGAAUUUACUGGAGAUUCUCAGCAAGAAAUCCUGGCUGGUGUUCCAAGAGGUGCACAGAAUUUUGGAUAUGUUUCAAUUAUUAAUUCGACGGAUAUGACCUUUAUUCAGAAUUUCACUGGCGAACAGAUGGCAUCUUAUUUUGGAUAUGCUAUUUCAGUAUCAGAUGUCAACAAUGAUGGCCUGGAUGAUGUAUUGGUUGGAGCCCCCCUCUUCAUGGACCGUGAAUUUGAGAGCAGCCCUAAAGAAGUAGGGCAGGUUUACCUUUACUUGCAAGAAAGUCCUUUGCUCUUCAGCCAUGCCCAAGUCUUCUCAGGAACUGAAGUGUUUGGCAGAUUUGGAAGUGCUGUCACCCAUUUGGGAGAUCUGAACCAAGAUGGAUACAAUGAUAUUGCAGUUGGUGCACCAUUUGCCGGAGAAGAUGGAAGAGGCAAAGUGUUCAUUUACAAUGGGAAUGCAGAAGGAUUAAACCAGAAACCAUCCCAGAUUCUGAAUGGUGGCUGGGCCUCCCAGGCCAUACCGUCGGGAUUUGGCUUUACUUUGAGAGGCGAUUCAGACGUAGACAAGAAUGAUUACCCAGAUUUAAUUGUGGGUGCCUUUGGAACUGGAAAAGUGGUUGUUUAUAGAGCAAGACCUGUUGUGACAGUGGAUGCCCAGCUUCUGCUGCACCCAGUGAUUAUAAACCUUGAAAAUAAAACCUGCCACGUCUCCGGCCUUGCCACAUUGGUGCCUUGUUUUACUUUGAGAGUGUGUGCAUCUGUAGAAGGUCAGAGCAUUUCAAAUACAGUAGCUCUGAUAGCUGACGUGCAGUUAGAUUCACUGAAACAGAAGGGAGCCAUUAAGAGGACCCUCUUCAGGGAUAAUCAUCAGUCACAGCUUGUCUUCUCUCUAGUGAUAAACCAGCAUCAAUCCCUCCAGUGCCAGGACUUCAUUAUUUACCUCCGAGAUGAAACUGAAUUCCGAGAUAAAUUAUCUCCAAUCAACAUUAGCUUGAAUUACAGUUUGGAUCAAUCCACUUUUGAGGAAGGCCUCGCUGUCAAACCAAUACUGAACUUCUACCGGGAAAGCAUUGUUAAUGAGCAGGCUCACAUCCUGGUGGACUGUGGAGAUGACAAUAUGUGCAUUCCUGAUUUGAAACUUUCAGCUAGACCAGAUAAGCACCAGCUGAUCAUUGGAGAUGAAAACCAUCUAAUGCUCUUAGUAAAUGCAAGGAAUGGAGGGGAAGGGGCCUAUGAAGCUGAGCUCUUUGUGGUGAUACCUAAAGAAGCAGAUUACAUUGGUAUUGAACGCAACAUCAAGGCUCUGCACCCACUGAGCUGUGAAUACAAGAUGGACAACGUAACCAGAAUGGUGGUGUGUGACCUGGGGAACCCUAUGGUGGCUGGAACAAAUUGCUCACUCGGCCUCCGAUUUGCUGUUCCCCGUCUUGAAAAUACCAAUACGAGCCUUGACUUUGAUCUCCAAAUCAGAAGUUCCAACAAAGAUAAUCCAGACAGCAAUUCCGUGAGCCUGCAAAUCAAUGUCAGCACUAUGGCUCAAGUAGAGAUAAGAGGAGUAUCCCAUCCACCGCAGAUUGUUCUGCCGAUUCAGAACUGGGAGGCUGAAGAGGAGCCCCACAAAGAAGAAGAAGUUGGACCAUUAGUGCAACAUAUUUAUGAGCUGCACAACAUCGGACCCAGUACUAUCAGUGAAACGCUUCUGACUGUGGGAUGGCCAAAUUCCGCAAAAGAGGAGUCUCUUCUGUAUAUUUUCCACAUUCAGACCCUUGGGCCAUUGCAGUGUCAAACAAAUCCUGCUAUCAACUCACUGGGAAUAAAGCCCGCAGCCUCCCAGGAGGACGUCCCUGCCCUCAGUGCCUUUCUGCGUAAUUCUAGCAUUCCUCAUCUUGUCAGGAAGAGACAUGUCCCAGUGGUAGAAAUUCACAGACAAAGUCCUGCAAAAAUACUGAAUUGCACUAACAUUGAUUGCUUACGAAUCUCUUGUGUGGUUGGACGAUUAGAAGGAGGUGAGAGCGCAGUCCUGAAAGUCAGAGCACGCUUAUGGGCCCAAACUUUUCUCCAGAGAAAAAAUGACCCCUAUUCACUCGCCUCCAUUGUGUCCUUUGAAGUUAAGAAGAUGCCAUAUAAUGACCAGCCAACACAACUACCAGAAGGAAAAGUAGCAAUUAGAACAUCAGUCAUCUGGGCAACUCCAAAUGUCUCCUUCUCAAUCCCAUUAUGGGUUAUCAUAUUAGCCAUACUUCUUGGAUUACUGGUCCUCACCCUUCUGACAUUAGCCUUAUGGAAAUGUGGAUUCUUUGACCGAGCAAGGCCUCCUCAGGAUGAUAUGGCUGACAGAGAGCAAUUAACAAAUGACAAGGUUCCUGAUGCAUGAAAAAAAAAAAAACCCAACUCAGUUUAAAAGAAAGAGACUGAAGCCAGCUGCUAUGGAACCAGUGGGCACCAUGUUGAUGCCAUUUGAAUUUUCUAGUACCUUGGGAACUCACCAUGUGAUGAGCAUAAUCCCUUUGGGAAAAGACCUUCAUCAAAACAGCCCCAUGAAUGGGGAAUUUUAUUGUUGUUUUGUUCCUGAUGUUCUAGAUUUGGUAGAUACUUAGGACCAUGCAGGAUGGCUUAAAUUGCUUUCUAGAGUUGCAAGGAUGCAAUUCCUGAGUUGCUGUAGAAUCUAGAAGGUGAACUAGCGCACAACCCUUCAAACACUACUGUAUCAAGCAGACUAUUCGACACCUCCCUAUGGAAAAGAAACAUUGCUUCUGAAACUGUGGCUCAGGGAGACAAGCAAUAUGUUGUUGGUACUGUGAAAGUACUUUUUAAAGCUACAAAGAUAAACUUGUAAGCGGGGGUAGUGAGUUAUUUAUUUUUCCCACCUCUGUAGUUUGACGUCUGGGAUGUCAAAGGACCCAGAUAUCAGGAUGUCAUUACCCAUGUUUGAAAAUCAUUUGCUCAGUUCACAAAGAAGAAAAGUACAUUGUGCAAAGACGCCAUCCCACAAAAAUACUUCUUUAGAGGAGUAACAGAAUGUAUACAAUAUUUUAGAGAGAAGAGAAUCAGUUCUAAGACUCAGUUGCACAUAAUACUAUAUCUUCUUGUACCUGUCGGCAUUAGCUUUAUACCCACUAUCCAAAGAUUCAUGGCUGCCUAAAUGCUGCGUAUUUUUUUGAAUUUUUUUCCCUUGUACUUUCAGUUAUAUCAGUUCACAAUAUGUCAUAAUACUUCAAAAAACUCUCUUCAUUGUGUAAGUGUGUGCUUAAGUUAUAGUAAUACAUCAACAUUUCAAACAUUCUUUCUUUUGGUGUGGGAACUGCCUCCAACUCCUUCAAUCACAACUCUGCUCUUAUGUGCUGUUUUCUUCAGUUACUAAGGUGAAAAUGUUCGUCACUUGAUGGCCACCAUCCCAAUAAUGAGCCUUUCCAUGCUUAGUUAGGCUAGCCCUAGGAAGAUAUCGACACCAUCCAUGUCUAGGCCUGUGAACAAAGCCUUUUCAGCUUGGCUAAACUUGUCACAUCUUGAAUUCUACUAUCGUUGCCUUUGAGAAGCCCAGUUCACCUCCACGCCAGGAAGAGGCAUCAUAGUACGACUUCAGUGAAGAAUUUUUUACCCUUUUUAUUAUCUUUACUAACUUACUUAACAGUAAGUAUUUUUAAAAUCCCACAGUGCUACUUCAGUAGUAAAGUGGAUUUCAUCAUCGCGGGUUUUAUACCACUGGUAAGAAAUAGUAAAUUAAUGGAGAGAAAAUGAACAUCCCUCAUCGACUGAGUAUUUCAGUAUGUUUAAGGAAGGUUUGGAAGCUACAGCAAUAUUUUUUAAUUUAAAUAUCUACUUUUACUACCAGCUUGUUAUUGUCAACACAUAGAAAACAUGUAUCAACCAUGAAUAGAAGAGAAGCAUAAAAUAAUACAGACCUGGUAUAGACAUAGGAAGAAAAGUGUCUCUUAAAAAAAAUUUAUAAGUUCUCACUUUCUCAGUUAGAUCUCCAAAUUCUAUGUGCUUUUUGCUGUUCACUUUUGAAGUUAGCCUGGAUAGCUUCUAGUAUCAAAGAAUCCUUUUAUUAAACUAUUUUUCUGUAUUCAUUUUGAAUUGAAUGCCCACAAAAAACCUGAUUUUUAAAAACCUACACAUAAAUAUUCUAUCAUUGUGUACAAUAUUGUCAUUGAUAAACUAGGAUUAACCAACCAAAUUAAUUCACAUCAUCUGCACAAUUUUGUAUUAUUUUUAUUAUACUGAAAUAUCACUUUUAAGAAAUACAAAUUUUACGUGCAAUACUUUGUAUACGUAUGUAUCUGUAGCAUGUUUACACUGGCAUUAAUUUUUGUUUUCUAAGAAUAAAAAACCUUUUGAAAUAAACAAGUAAAACAGACAAGGUUGACAGAAAGCCUUGAGUUUGCAAUGCAGUUGGAAAAUUUGUAUCAGAGUUUGAACAAGCACCCUUUAUUUGAAAGACAAGCCAAAGUUGCAGAUACUAAAUUCAGGAAAAAAAUCAUUCUUCAGCCUGGCAGGGAGCCGUUUGGCUACAGCUGUAAAAUUUCAUCAGAAACCAAAUGAGAGGCACGUGGAGUAAUGCACUGUUACUUUGAGCAAAAGGUUGUAGAUUCAACUCUCCCAUGGGAGUGGUCUGGACAGCUCUGCUGUCAAGAAGUCAGAUUUAGUUUCUAGUGUCUGUGGAUUAAAAUCACAAUAGUGUUGAGGAGUUUUAGGGUUUCAAUCCAUCCCCUAAGGGAUUUUAGGUGUCAAGAGUCUCAGAGCCUUUAUUUAAGGGUUUUCUGAUGAAAUGCCUUCUAGAAACAGGGACUGCUGACCUUGGGCCACCUACGUCAUGUGAACACAAAGGUAUGUCUCCACAGGUGCCUGCCUGGCUCUGUGCCUCCCACCCUAGUUGUGCUACAGAAAGCUUUUAACUCUCCAAGGACCCUUUGGAAAAUGUAGAUGCUGGGAUGAAUAACACCUUGGAAGGUAUUUCAGAUAUCUAAGAGUAAGGGCUUGGUACAGGAUGGCCUUGGCCAUUCAUUUGGCCUCUUUGGGAUUCAAUCUGAUUAGGCAGUAACAGUAGCUUCAAAGUUUACAAAAUGCAAUACCCUAUCUCAUUCCACCCUCGCAACUACUCUGUGAGGUAAGCUGUGCACAUGUCACUGUUUUACUGAUGAAGAAACUAGCUCGGAAAAGUCACCCUGGAUCAUACAUGAAAGUGGUAGAGCAAGGACUAAGCCCGGCUCUUGUGAUUUUCAUUCCAACUCUACGGUGCCUCCCAGCUCUAUCAAUCUAUGAUUUUGUGUUUGAAGACACCCUGGGCAAUGGUAGAACUAUCAGGAGAGGAGAAAAGUGCUUGGAAAAAGGGGAGACUUUUUUGCUGCGGACUAGCCCUAUUCAGAGAAAAUUGAAGGCCUCUUACUGGCAGAUGAACAUUGCUGUUGAAAUGUUCUGUCUUCUAAGGAAUAGCCCACAGAAUGGCGUCAUGUGUCUACAUGAUCCCCAUCUGCCACCUCCAGAAAUGAAAGUGAGUGUAGCCAGCAUAGAAAAAGAGGAUCAGAGAAAAUGAAGUAAGGUGAAUCAGCCCAGAAUAACAUUUACUGGGCAUCCAUUCCUUGCACAAAACAAUAGACUGAAUGAUGAAUAAUUUUUUCCCUUUAUAGCAAUGUCAAUGGCUUGAAAAUCUGUAACAUGCUUGCAUAUUACAAUUUUCAUACUUUUUCCAUUCUUGCAGCUACUUUGAAGGCACAAAAAAAACAGGCAGAUUAAGUUUUAUAAACUUUGGAAAGCCCAUAAGCAUGAAAAUUGGAUAGUUUGCAGAACAGUAAAGCAAAUGCUAUGUUGCCAUUGAAACCCCAUUCUAAGAAUGCAAUCACUGUUAAAUAGAUAUGUGUAUAUUGGCUAAGGUUUCCAUGUACCUAUUUACCUUGUCACAAAUAAAAUACCAGGUGAAAGACAGA